Messenger RNA from Ilex paraguariensis (yerba mate), 675 nucleotides. The record is from the annotation of a GenBank genome assembly. NCBI's taxonomy places the organism in Eukaryota, Viridiplantae, Streptophyta, Magnoliopsida, Aquifoliales, Aquifoliaceae.
CAUCUCUCUCUAAACUCUUAGCUCACCUCUGCACCAUGGCCAUAGUCUUCUCCACCAUCCUCCUCCUUGAACUAGUAAUUCUAGUACGCUCCAUCACCCGGUGCGUUUCCAACUCCCACAGCCGCCCCAUCACCACCACCCAGUACCUUGAACUCAUCUACAAAAAAAAUCCGGCAAGCCGAUAUAAGACCAGUGUGAGAUUGGAGUCAUUGGAAUGCGCGGUUUGCUUGUCGGUAAUUGAAGAAGAAGAGGAGAUUAGGAAGUUGAAAUGCAAACACACAUUUCAUAAGGACUGUCUUGACACGUGGCUCCGGCAAGACGUGGCGACAUGUCCACUGUGCCGGAAAAACUUAUUGCCGGAGGACAUCAUGGUUAGGUAUCGUCGGCGGCAAAAUCAAGAAGAGUAUGAUGGAAUCGGAAUCGGUGAAGAGAUGAGAAUGUUAUUAUCAGUAUUGCAUGGUAAUUAUUCACGUAGAUUGUUUGGGUAUUAACGUUAGAUGGCAUAUGACUUAUUUUUGUUUUUGGACAUUGAAAGAUAUGGUUCCAACUGUGUGCCUGAGGCAUGUAUUUGUUGAUAUAGACUAGAAGAAAUGGAACAAAUAGAUAUCACUGAUUUUGUCUAAACUGUUAGUUCUUAAAAAGUGUUAUAUACUUUAAGGGUGUGUUUGUACGGGG